Zootoca vivipara (common lizard) is the source of this 734-nucleotide messenger RNA. RefSeq names its product matrix metalloproteinase-9-like. Gene Ontology annotation, biological process: sperm capacitation. Lineage: Eukaryota; Metazoa; Chordata; Lepidosauria; Squamata; Lacertidae. The record is from RefSeq and is a predicted model, not a curated record. Gene Ontology annotation, cellular component: cell surface. Gene Ontology annotation, molecular function: heparin binding.
AAGGGCAAAGUGGGGCUUAUAAAAAGAGUACCUCCCCGUCAGAGUUCCUUAGAGAAGAGAUGGGCUCCAUCAUGGCAUUCCUCUUGCUCACCUGUGGUCUUUUACUAUUGUUGCCUGAAGCUGUGGUUGGUGGUGCCUGUGUCUGCCCAUUUAUUUACAACGGUAAAUCCUAUUCCUCUUGCACCAAUGAUAGCUCUAUUGGGAUGUGGUGUGCCACAGAAGUUGACCCUGACACGAAAGAAAUGAUCAAACAUAAAUGGAAAAAUUGUAAUACUAAAGAGCAUGGAGGUAAUCAUCAAGGACAACCCUGUGUCUUUCCCUUUGUGUACAUGGGCCGUUCCUCCAAAACCUGCAUCAAGAAAUUUGCGAUGGAUUACUGGUGUGCAACAACAGGGAACUAUGACAAGGACAAGAAAUGGAGCUGGUGUGCUGAUACCAGAAGUCCUCCAAGUGUCGGCUGUAAACAUCAAUGAUUCCUGUUAUCCAGUUUGGAUCACAACAGGUGGAUGGGUCAAUGAAAGACCACUGGGUGCGCCGACUAGAAGCCUUACUUAGUGGGUUGUGCUGCAAAUAAUUUAGAAGAAUUAUGACCCUGCUCCCAAUAUAUAAAGUCUGACCCUAUAUAACCCUGAUGGUGGCCUAAUAAUAAAUAAGAUGUGGCAGUGGGAGAUUAUUAAUCUUUGUCAAACUGUAUCUUUGUGCUACAAAAAUAAAACAUUUCUUUUAGUUUGCUG